AAAGUACUACUAAAGAGUCGUUCCAAUAAACCCCUUUUCCCAAUAAACCCUAAUUCCUUGCGGCUUCUUCUUCCUCCUCCUCCUUCCCACUGUCAUCAAAUGUUUGGUGUUUCGAUGAGAACAUUAAUCUCACCAUCUCUUGCUCCUUUCUCUCUUCAUCUCCCUAAACCUUCUCUCUUCUCCACCGCUCUUCGCUUCUCCUCCCUCACCACUUCCACCAUCUCAAUCAACAACAGAUCCCCCACAAAUGCACCUCCCUCCGCCAUUUCCACCAGAAAACUACAAACGAAAGCGACGGCGCCGCUCUCUUUCACAACUCCCGGCGAAAUACACGUAGUCGUCGGACCAAUGUUCUCCGGUAAAACCACAACACUUCUCCGCCGUAUCCUCGCCGAAAAAGAAACCGGUAAACAAAUCGCAAUCAUCAAAUCAAACAAAGACACAAGAUACUGCACUGAAUCAAUAGUUACUCACGACGGUGAGAAAUUCCCUUGCUGGUCACUUCCCGAUCUCUCGUCCUUCAAAGAGAGGUUCGGAUUCGACGAAUACGAGAAUCGAUUAGAUGUGAUUGGAAUCGACGAAGCUCAAUUCUUCGGAGAUCUAUACGAGUUUUGCCGUCAAGCUGCUGAUAGAGAGGGUAAAACUGUAAUUGUUGCUGGAUUGGAUGGUGAUUUUAAGCGGAGGAGGUUUGGUUCGGUGCUUGAUUUGAUUCCAAUUGCGGAUACGGUUACGAAGCUGACGUCACGGUGUGAGGUUUGUGGGAAGAGAGCUUUGUUUACGAUGAGGAAGACGGAGGAGAAAGAGACGGAGUUGAUCGGCGGAGCUGAAGUUUAUAUGCCUGUGUGUCGGAGUCAUUACGUUUGCGGUCAAAGCGUUUUGGAAACCGCUCGUGCCGUUUUGGAUUCUUCAAGCAAUAAGCAUGAUGUUGUAGCAAGUUUGCUUUAAUGUGUGCGGAGUUGAGAGUUUGUAGGAUUUGUGAUAGUCUUUAAAUAUUCGGUUUAUUAAACAUAAUUAUGUACUAUAUAAUCAAUGUUUUUAAGACU
Molecule: messenger RNA, 1043 nt
Organism: Arabidopsis lyrata subsp. lyrata
Lineage: Eukaryota; Viridiplantae; Streptophyta; Magnoliopsida; Brassicales; Brassicaceae
Product: thymidine kinase b
Exons: 1
Coding region: 100-945 (281 amino acids)
Biological process (GO): thymidine metabolic process
Molecular function (GO): ATP binding; thymidine kinase activity
Source: RefSeq, a predicted model, not a curated record